Molecule: messenger RNA, 821 nt
Organism: Caenorhabditis sp. 36 PRJEB53466
Lineage: Eukaryota; Metazoa; Nematoda; Chromadorea; Rhabditida; Rhabditidae
Source: the annotation of a GenBank genome assembly
AUGGUUGGUAAUAUUGAUUUUCGACAAACAUUUGGUUUUUCGCAGGAAAAAAGCGUAGCGGAUGGGGAAAUCGGUUGCGAAAUGUCCGGUUGCCAGGUGACCGACUGGCUUGAUGAGCAGCUCUCUCGCAUUAACAACGACGACCUCGCGACCGGAAAAUCGGAAUCGGAUGAUUUUGAGACCCCAGAAUAUUCGGAUUUGGAGUUGGCACAGAUAUUUGGAAUGGUUCAACAAAAUGUGCUCGAGCAGAAGGACCAGUUGAUGGAGGUACUCGGAGAAGUCAAUGGAGUGACCGGAAAAUUGGAGGAGCUCGAAAACGAGGUACUUUUUUGUGAACAAAUGUUUUUUGAGGCGAAUUGUUAGGCGCUUGAACCUCCAGCUCGUAUUUUCAGAACCAAAAGCUCCGUGCCGCCUUUUCCGCGGAAGUCGCCCAGCUGAAGGAUGCGUGGGAGGAAGAGAAGAAGACGAUAAUGUCGGAGGCCGCCCGUCAGCUCCACGAGAAAACUGUCGCCCACACAAUCAUCGUGGAGCUCCGAGAGCAGUUGCGGGCCAAAUCGGCGGAGGUGGCGCGGCUGGAGAGGGUGUGCGACGCGUUCGAUGACGUGGAAAAAGAGUACAGGGAGAGGAUUUGGGCACUGGAGACGGAGAACAAGAAGUUCCGGGGAGUCGAGUCGCCGCCACGUGGCAUUGGACUGUUGCAGCAAGCCGGACUGGGGUCAGUUACGGAGAACACACGAAAUAUAUAUAUUGUUUCUAUUUUUUCCAGAAUGGUUCAAGAAGAUUCGGAUGGAAAUGACUCGUCGAGUGUGAUCAUCGACUGA